CUGGGAGUGGCGGGCCGGCCGGCGGGCGGCCCGAGCCGGCGGUCGCCAUUCCCGUGUCGCUGCGCCCGCGGGGGCCGCCCGAGCCCGCCACGAUGCCACUGGGCCUGAAGCCCACCUGCAGCGUCUGCAAGACCACGUCGUCCUCCAUGUGGAAGAAGGGCCCGCAGGGGGAGAUCCUCUGCCACCACUGCACGGGCCGGGGCGGCGCGGGCGGCGCGGGCGGCGGCGGCUCGGGGGCGGCCGGCGGGACGGGGGGCGGCGGCGGCGGCGGCGGCGGUGGCGGCGGCGGCGGCUUCGGCGCGGCGACCUUCGCCAGCACCUCGGCCGCCCCUCCGCAGAGCAACGGGGGCGGGGGCGGCAAGCAGAGUAAGCAGGAAAUUCACAGAAGGUCUGCUCGGCUGAGAAACACUAAAUACAAAUCUGCUCCAGCUGCUGAAAAGAAAGUUUCCACCAAAGGAAAAGGGAGAAGACAUAUUUUUAAAUUAAAAAAUUGUCCUGGGGGAGUGAGUGGUCCACACUUGCUGGAAGGAAGUGAGCUCUGUUGCAGGAGAACAGGAAUGCUUCCCUUACCACUAAAGGAAGUUCUGAAGUUGGGCAUAUUCCCUUGUAAAACACAGAGGGGCCCUGUGCCCAUCAAAGCUCCUGAGUCUGUUUCCACUAUAAUCACUGCAGAAUCAAUCUUCUACAAGGGAGUAUAUUACCAAAUUGGAGAUGUUGUUUCUGUGAUUGAUGAACAAGAUGGAAAGCCCUACUAUGCUCAGAUUAGGGGUUUCAUCCAGGACCAGUACUGUGAGAAAAGUGCCGCUCUGACAUGGCUCAUUCCCACCCUCUCAAGCCCCAGGGACCAAUUUGAUCCUGCAUCCUACAUCAUCGGACCAGAGGAAGAUCUUCCAAGGAAAAUGGAAUACUUGGAAUUUGUGUGUCAUGCACCUUCUGAAUAUUUCAAGUCCCGUUCAUCACCGUUUCCCACAGUUCCGACCAGACCAGAGAAGGGCUACAUAUGGACUCAUGUUGGACCUACUCCUGCAAUCACUAUUAAGGAAACCGUCGCCAACCAUUUGUAGUUUAGAAAGUGAAAUUUCUUUCCAGUCAUCUUGUGUUCAUUCUCCUAUAAGACAUGCCACAUAUUUCUUUUCAUGAAAUUCUUAGAUGGAAAGACUAAACAUUUUUCCCUAACUGCCCAGUAAUCAUUAGCUUGUUAAUUACUAGUUACUUGGAAAUUUAAAAGGAAUUAAAUAUUUUAAAGUUGAAUAUAUUCUAUAUGUGUGUCUUCCCAGGCAAAGGCCACAAUUUCCAAGGAGAUCAUUAGGAACAGGUAAUAUCUAUUUUUCUCCACGAUUUAUUUCUAGAAACUCAUUACAAUCAAUGGACUGUACUUUCCUAUUGGAACAAAAUGUUAAUUAAGGUUGGAUUUCUGACCAAGGACUAUGUAGCUAUGGCCAACUGUGUCUAUCACAGAGUUACACAGGCUUUAUUUUUUCAUCUAGAAAAUCCUAGAUAGACUGUUUAACCUUAAGGAAAGUAAUUGGUGGAUGAUUUUACUAUUUUGAGUCUUUUUAAAACUUUAUUCUGUGGCAGAUAGAUUCAGAAUUAUUCUGUUGAUCUUCAUUGCACCUUCCUUCUCUAAGUGAGGCUCCCAACCAAACCAUAAAAUUGUAGAGUCCAGACAGUUAGCUUCAUGAAACGUGCACAGGAAACAUGUCAUGUCCAGGCAUCCCACUUGGUAUUUUCUUUUUUUAAAAAAAUUUUAUUAAAAGAUUUUAUUUAUUCAUGAGAGACGGAGAGAGGCAGAGACACAGGGAGAGAGAGAAGCAGGCUCCCUGCAGGGAGCCCGAUAUGGGACACGAUCCCAGGACUCCAGGAUCAGGCCCUGGGUCGAAGGCAGACGCUCAACCGCUGAGCCACCCAGGCGUCCCCAUACUUGGUAGUUUCUUGAUGAUCUUUGAAGCAACCAUUGUGCAAUCAAAAAAAUGACAUAAUCAUUAAUCAAAAGGUCAUAAUCAUUAAUAUCUAAAAAUGCCUACCUAAAGUUAAAUCAUCUGCUGGAGACUCAUAGUAACAGGCCUAAAAUAAAGUCUUAAGAUUUAGGUGCCCUGCUUUUUAUGAAAUUGUCCAGAAUUCAGAUACAGAUUUUAGCUCAAGUGCAGGUUAGCUAAGUAAGGGAACAACAAUAUGAAGGGAUUGCAUACAUUCGCCUCUGAUACUAUCCUGACUGAACCAAUGUUUCUCAAACCCAGGAAAAUUUGUCAGAAUCUAAUUUAAUCAUAAUGAUUCAGAAUUGUAGCAGUGUUAACUGUUAACGUUUUUCUGCACAGUUAUGGUUUGUUUGUUAGAAGGAAGCAACUGUAGAUAGCUUGAUGUUCAUAGUUCUCCCCACAAAGUUUACUGUAAAAUUGAUUGUAAAUACCAUUGUAAAUAACUAAGUGCCAGUAUUCAAACUUUUGGAUUAAAGUGUAUUUUUUACAUUAUA
Canis lupus familiaris (dog) is the source of this 2470-nucleotide messenger RNA. RefSeq names its product GATA zinc finger domain containing 1 (gene GATAD1). The record is from RefSeq and is a predicted model, not a curated record. The transcript has 7 exons. NCBI's taxonomy places the organism in Eukaryota, Metazoa, Chordata, Mammalia, Carnivora, Canidae. The coding region runs from base 93 to 1064 and encodes 323 amino acids. Gene Ontology annotation, biological process: chromatin organization; regulation of DNA-templated transcription. Gene Ontology annotation, molecular function: zinc ion binding; sequence-specific DNA binding. Gene Ontology annotation, cellular component: nucleus.